Hippoglossus stenolepis (Pacific halibut) is the source of this 5025-nucleotide messenger RNA. RefSeq names its product neurofascin homolog (chicken) b (gene nfascb). The transcript is spliced from 28 exons. The record is from RefSeq and is a predicted model, not a curated record. Gene Ontology annotation, biological process: brain development; axon guidance; cell-cell adhesion. Gene Ontology annotation, molecular function: cell-cell adhesion mediator activity. Bases 632 to 4171 code for a protein of 1179 amino acids. Gene Ontology annotation, cellular component: plasma membrane; axon. NCBI's taxonomy places the organism in Eukaryota, Metazoa, Chordata, Actinopteri, Pleuronectiformes, Pleuronectidae.
CUCACACUCCAACAACAUUCAAAAAGACAGAAAGUUUAUUUUGUUUCUUUUAUGCAAGAUGAAGUUCAUUGUUUUGCCAGAAAGUUGCCUGAUGACAUUUUUAAUCUAAUUCACCAACCUCUGCUUGACACAUCAGCUCAGUUUCACUUCACCCUCCCGUCUCAGUGGAGAUGACGUUAUAUUUAUGUGUGGAUUUCACAAUGGAUUUAUUAUAACAGGCUCUCGGCCCUGUUUGCCAAGCGUGUGACCCGAGCUCUCAGGCCCACAUGAGCCUCUGUUAUCUUAUCUCUCAUCUGCUCUAAAAAUGACGGGGGCACAAAUAUCACCAAACGCAGACGCUGCAGGAAAAGUGAUGCUCUGCUCGGAGACGCAGUGAAUCUACGCUGACGCUGGAUGAGUGGGAACGAGAGGAACGGGACGUUCAAAGGGCUCUUGACCUGAUAUCUAGAGGAGCGGGACAUUGAUCGAUAAACUGCACCAACCAGAAUCAUUUCCUGGAGGAAAAUCGGUGGAAUUAUCGAUGAGCCGCGGACGCCACAGAGAUGAGGAGGAGGGAGUCCUGAUUUAACUUUGUAUGACAGAGAACAGGAGAACUGGUGACUGGGAACACUGGAAUAAAUGAACUGUAAAGAUGGGGACACUGGUGGAACCAACGCUGCUGCUGCUGUUCUGGCAGAGUGUUUGGGCUUUGGACGUCCCUCUGGAAAUCAGACAACCCCCCACCAUUAUAAAGCAGUCAAUGAAGGAGCAUAUUGUUGACCCUAAAGACACCAUGGUCAUAGAGUGUGAAGCCAAAGGAAACCCUCAUCCAAUUUUCUCGUGGAGGCGUAAUGGGAAGUACUUCAACGUGGCCCGUGACUCUCAGGCAUCAAUGCGCAGGCGCUCAGGGACGCUGGACAUCUACGCCUGGAACAAUCCAGAACAGUAUGAGGCAGAGUAUCAGUGCAUCGCCUCCAAUGAGUACGGGUCUGCAUACUCCAACAAGAUCAGACUGCUACUCUACAGAGCUCCUGUGUGGCCGAGGGAGAUUCUGGAGCCUCUGGUGGUCAGCGCUGGUUUGCCUCUGGUGUUGUCCUGUGACCCUCCCACUGGCCCCCCCAAACCCGUAACCCACUGGAUGUCCAGCUGCUCAUACGCGAGACCUUUCACCUGGCCGAUCCAGACGGCGUUCCCCACCAUGCAGGCUGUGCGGCAGGACCGCAGGGUUUCCAUGGGAGUCAACGGAGACCUAUACUUCUCUAACGUCCUGUACAAUGACUCAACCACUGAUUACUGCUGUAACGCCCGUUUCCCCUACAAGAACGUCAUCCAGCAGAAGAUGCCCGUGGUUGUUAAAGUGCUGACGACUCGAACAAUGUCCGAGGCUGCCCCCACCUGGCUGUCUCCCACCGGCUCGUCCAGCUCCAUACUGGUCCUGCAAGGGGAGGAACUUCUCCUGGAGUGUAUCGCUGCAGGAGUGCCGACUCCUCACAUCACCUGGCUCAAGGAUGGUGCCGACCUGACGGUCACGCCUCGCAUGAAAUUAAAGAACUUCAACAAGAUGAUUCAAAUCCAAAAAGCGUCGUUUGAGGACAUCGGUGAAUACACGUGCACGGCCACCAAUAAGAUCAGCUACAUCGUGCACACAAUAACCGUCAGGGUCAAAGCGGCUCCAUUCUGGUUGGAGAAGCCCAGUGAUUUGGUGUUGGCUCCUGAGGAAAAUGGACGAUUGGUAUGUCGCACUGAUGGGGCCCCUCGUCCCUCAGUCACCUGGUUAGUCAACGGGGAACCAAUUGAAAAUGAGGUACCUCAGCCGAACAGACAAGUGUCAGGAGACAUAUUGAGCUUCCGCAGUGUGACGGCUGCAAACACUGCUGUCUACCAGUGCAAUGCUUCAAACCAGUAUGGAUACUUACUGGCCAAUGCUUUUGUCAACGUGCUACAUGCAACACCACGAAUCCUCGCGCCGAAGAAUGAACUCAUCAAGGUGAUAGAGGGAAGUCGCGCUUUCUUAGAUUGCCGCUACUUCGGUUCUCCAGUACCUGAAUUACGAUGGUCUAAAUAUGGACAGGGGAAUCUGGAGGGAAAUCGCUUUAAGACCCACGGUAACGGGACCUUGGAGAUCAAACAUAUCCGGAUAGAGGACCAGGGAACGUACCUGUGUGUCGUCAGCAACAUCGCAGGACGAGAUGAAAGUCAAGUCCGGAUAGAGGUCAAAGAGCCCACAUUGAUUGUUACGAGACCACAGAGUAUGAAAGUGAUCCGUGGAAGCGACGUGCGGUUCGAGUGUGGGGUGAAAGCAGAUAGCAGCACUCCUGUCACAACCAGCUGGAUGAAAGACAAAAAGCUGCUCAGUCUCGGCUGGAGAAUCUCCCUGGACGAAUCAAAUCUGGUCAUCACGAAUGUGAACCGAGGUGAUGAGGGUGAUUACACCUGUGUCAUCAAGAGUGAGCUGGACCAGAAAACUGCCUCAGCACGCCUGAUGGUGAUGGACCGUCCUGAUCCUCCCACUAGUCUGGAGUUGUCUGAUCCAUUUGAGCGCAGCGUCAGACUCAGCUGGGUUCCUGGGGACAGUAACCACAACCCAGUCACAGAGUACUUAGUGCAGUACGACGAUGAUGACUGGUUACCAGGGAAGUGGAAAAACCUGUCGACAUACCCCGGAAACCUCAACUCCGUCAUUCUGCAUCUGGCACCUUUCACCUACUACGAGUUCAGGGCCAUCGCUAUAAAUGAAAUCGGAGGGAGUCGCCCCAGUCGUCCGUCGAAACGCUUCCAGAGCAGCGGUGCACCCCCAGAUGUCAUCCCGAAGAAUUUGAAGGGUGUGGGUACAUGGAGGAACAACAUGGCGAUCAGCUGGGAGCCUCUGGCCUACAGAGAGUGGAACGGGCCUCACCUCAAGUACCUGGUGUGGUGGAGGAGGAGGGAUUCCCGAGAGGAGUGGAAGAACGCCACCACCAAAUGGCUGAAAUACUACAUCUAUGAUGCAGAUACCUUCACUCCCUAUGACCUCAAGGUCCAGGCCGUCAAUGACUUUGGGCUGGGCCCCGAGUCUCCUGUCGUCACUGGUUACUCUGGGGAAGACCGUCCCAUAACUGCGCCCCUGAACCUGAGAGUGUCCGACAUCGAGAGCACUCAGGUGACUGUGCACUGGGACCAGGUCACAAGGAACGUUAUUAUGGGAGAGCUGAAGGAAUACAAGGUUUACUACUGGAGGGACAGCAGCCAGCUGAGGUGGCUGCGAGUGAACAGGGCGAUGAAGUCGAAAGCGUUUCCAGACAAUGAUCCGGAGCCGUCGGGGGUCGUCCCCGGACUCCUCCCCUACAGCAACUACAAGAUGUUCAUAGUGGUGGCAAACAAUCGCUAUGAAGGGCCGCCCAGUAAUAACAUACUCUUCUCAACACCUGAAGGAGUACCAUCUGCUCCCAGUUCCUUCAGGAUCCAACAGCGACAUCUGGACAGUAUUUACGUGGACUGGGACCUGCCAGCGGAACCCAACGGUGUCAUCACUGGGUAUUCCCUCAAGUACCAGACAGUGAAUGCCACCAGGGGAGAGGAGCUGCAUGUCGAGGAGUUCACUCCAAACGUAACAAGCUUCUCCGUCCGCCGAUUCGACCGCUACACUCGAUACAGGUUCUCUGUGGCGGCGCGAACUCACCUCGGAAUAGGGGAAUGGCACACGGAGGAGUCACCGCACUACACCACGGAAACGUAUGCUCAGGACCAGGUGGACAUCACCACUCAGGGCUGGUUCAUCGGGACAAUGUGCGCUGUGGCUCUCAUCGUGCUCAUACUUCUCAUAGUCUGCUUCAUCAAGAGGAGCCGAGGGGGGAAAUAUCCAGUACGAGAAAAGAAGGACAUUUCACUGGAGCUGGUGGAUGACAAAGACCAAGAGGGAUCAUUCGAUUAUCGGUCUCUUGAAAGGAUUGCUCGUGUCUCCACUCUGCCCUACCCUCGGAGGGAGGAAGAGAGAGGGCUUCAGAGAGGCCAGCUGUCCAUAGAGACAAUGAUGAAGCCAUCAGAGAGUGACGACAGUCUGGUGGACUAUGGAGAUGGAGGAGAGAUACCGUUCAACGAGGACGGCUCCUUCAUCGGCCAGUACACAGGAACCAGGAGAGACGUCAGGGAGCUGGAAUUCGGUGGAGGCCUUGAGCUUCACUCUCCGAUGAACACCAUCUACUCCCUGGCAUGAAACUCAUCAUCUCAUGCAUUCGGUUUGUGUCCGUUCAGCCUCCACCGUGAACUAAGAACCCGGAGGAACGGCUGGUGCUCGUGGUUUGUCUGCAGAUGUGAACGGCUGGAGACCGGAGCUGUUACACCGUCAUGCAUCAGAAGAAGAAAACAGUGGAAAGUUGAGACAAUGAUUCUAGAGAGAUGCUUAAUCAUCUGGUGAAAAGGAAGCUUUGCCUUUUCUUUUGUAAAUACAAAAUAUCCUGUUUAUGCACAGACCGACGCCCACGAUGAAUUAUGGAGCGACACUGGCUGCACAUCAGAAGAGACAGAAGUGGAUCAGUUUAUCAUGUUGAUAAAAGCAGUUGCAAGGACCCACUUAACUACUGUUACUGCAGCUUUCCUGAGUCUGCUACUUAUUCGAAUAAUUAGUAAUAGUGAGAUUUGUGUUACUUUUAUUUUGAAGCUGAUUGUCUCCCUUCCCAGAUAGCACACAGAUGUGGGCCACUUCAGGCACUUCUGGACUUCCUGUUUGUAAAAUAGUAAAUGGGGCCCAAGUAUCCCAAAACAAAUGUGGGCCUUUUCUGGCAAACAUGCAAUGCUCUAGGCAAGGUGUAAUCUGGAGGUGAACCUAAAGCGGCACAUGUGAUAAAUGGUGAAUGUGGCCUAAAUGGCACAAAACUAAUUCAGGGUCGCCUGUAGUAUUGCUAUGACUGUACUUGUGGCCCAGAUCAGCAAACAGGAGCAGGUGCCUGAAGUUGCUCAUAUUUCACUCAUAAAUAAAGAAUAUAAAUCCUUCUGUAACAGCUUUUGUUGAUUUGACUCCUAACACAGUUAUGCCCUAAUGUAAAUAAAGAAAUAUUUAUUUCUACCUUA